This is a messenger RNA of Vitis vinifera (wine grape), 1456 nucleotides long. RefSeq lists its product as uncharacterized. The record is from RefSeq and is a predicted model, not a curated record. Bases 30 to 1340 code for a protein of 436 amino acids. The transcript is spliced from 8 exons. Gene Ontology annotation, molecular function: RNA binding; methyltransferase activity. Lineage: Eukaryota; Viridiplantae; Streptophyta; Magnoliopsida; Vitales; Vitaceae.
ACGGCAGUGGAGCAGUGUGGAGCGAAAACAUGGUUGCAACUCGCAUGAUGAAGUCCCUCUGUCUGCAGUCACUGCCGCCCACCACCCUUCAAGAAAUUGCUUCUAAUCACCACAAGGGUCUUGCAAAGGUUGUCCUGAAAAAGGGGAAGACGCAACUUUUUAGGGAUGGAAGUCCUAUGGUUUAUAGCGGGGCAGUUGAUAGAAUUAUUGGGAGGCCACCACCCAGAACUGGAGAUGUCGUGGUGGUAGCUGAUGGAACAGAGAAACCAAUAGGGUGGGGCUUAUACAAUUCAGUUUCUAUGUUCUGUGUUAGGCUCAUGCAACAAGAAGAGGAAGCAACAAGAGACCCGUCUUGUGCAUUGAACAUGGAGAAACUGCUUGAAACAAGAAUCGAUGCAGCUAUAGAACUACGUAGGAAUUUGGGCCUUCCUUCUGCCAAUACAAAUGCAUACCGUCUUGUGAAUAGUGAAGGAGACAGGUUGUCAGGACUAAUUGUUGAUGUCUUUGGAGAUUUAGCUGUAAUAGCAUCAUCUGCGGCUUGGGUUGAGAAGUACAAGCCUCAAGUAGAGGCUUGCAUUAGUAGAAUUGAUGAAAUUAAUCAUAUAAACUGGAGGCAGUCUGUGGAAAUGUUAAAAGAAGAAGGAUUGGAUUUAACAGAUCUGAAGGGAAUACAUCUGCCUACUUCUCAUCAGAGGGUAAAGGUUAUUGAAAAUGGGAUUUCUUAUGCAAUCUCGCCAGAGGGCCAAAAGACAGGAUUUUAUGCUGAUCAGCGUGAAAACCGUCAUUUUAUAUCAACAAUUUCAGAAGGUCAAAGAGUUCUUGACAUGUGCUGCUAUAGUGGUGGUUUUGCUCUGAAUGCAGUAUGUGGUGGUGCCGUAAAUGUCACUGGGGUUGAUACGUCGAUGCCUGCUCUGGAGCUUGCCAAUGAAAAUAUCAUUCUCAACAACUUGGAUCCAGGGAAAAUAUCAUUUUUGAGACGAGAUGCCACCGAGUUUAUGAAGGAUGCUGUUGCUAGGAAUGAAUCAUGGGAUAUAGUUAUUCUGGAUCCCCCUAAACUAGCACCUCGACGAAAGGUUCUACAAAGCGCAUCCGGCAUGUACAGAAAUCUAAACUCGUUAGCCAUGCAAUUGACGAGGAGAGGCGGUCUUCUCAUGACUUGUUCUUGCUCAGGAGCAAUGACCCAAAGUGGAACAUUCAUGCGUAUUCUUCAGGCAACUGCAUCAAUGGCUGGAAGGAAAAUCACCCUUCUACGGCAGGCAGGAGCAGCUUGUGACCAUCCUAUUGAUCCAUCCUACCCAGAAGGGGCAUACCUUUCCAACAUUCUUUUUAGGGUACUCUGAAACUUGUCAUCAUGAAUGAAUAUGAAUAUGAAUAUGAAAACAAACACAAGUUUUGAUACAGACAUUGAAGAAAAAUGGGAAGCCAUUAGAGUUUAUGAUAAUAACCAGUUCUUGUA